Molecule: messenger RNA, 2888 nt
Organism: Tribolium madens (black flour beetle)
Lineage: Eukaryota; Metazoa; Arthropoda; Insecta; Coleoptera; Tenebrionidae
Gene: eEF2
Product: translation elongation factor 2
Exons: 9
Coding region: 141-2675 (844 amino acids)
Biological process (GO): translational elongation
Cellular component (GO): cytosol; ribonucleoprotein complex
Molecular function (GO): translation elongation factor activity; GTPase activity; ribosome binding
Source: RefSeq, a predicted model, not a curated record
UUUUCAAGUUGGCAACGCCGUGAAGAUGCAGCUGCGUGGCAGUUCCUAGCCCACUUCACGUCAAUCGUCCUUUCACGGGAGUGCGCCAUUACUGGCGUAUCGUAUUUUUGUGUGUGUUAACAAAUCAAGAAACAUCCAACAUGGUGAACUUCACUGUCGACGAAAUCCGUGCUAUGAUGGACAAGAAACGGAAUAUCCGUAACAUGUCCGUCAUCGCUCACGUGGACCACGGCAAAUCAACUCUAACCGACUCUCUUGUAUCUAAAGCUGGUAUCAUUGCCGGGGCCAAGGCAGGAGAAACAAGGUUUACUGACACGAGAAAAGAUGAACAAGAUAGAUGCAUCACCAUUAAGUCUACUGCCAUCUCUAUGUUCUUCGAACUUGAAGACAGGGAUCUCGUCUUUAUUACCAACCCUGAACAACGCGAAAAGGAUGAAAAAGGUUUCUUGAUUAAUCUCAUUGACUCUCCCGGACACGUUGACUUCUCAUCUGAAGUCACAGCAGCUCUUCGCGUUACUGAUGGCGCUCUUGUCGUCGUUGAUUGCGUUUCUGGUGUCUGUGUACAAACCGAAACUGUACUAAGACAGGCUAUUGCCGAACGUAUAAAGCCUAUUUUGUUCAUGAACAAGAUGGACAGAGCUUUGUUGGAAUUGCAGUUGGAUUCAGAAGAACUUUAUCAAACUUUCCAACGUAUUGUUGAAAACGUUAACGUCAUUAUUGCUACCUACGCCGACGAUAAUGGCCCAAUGGGUAACAUUCAUGUCGAUCCUAGCAAAGGUUCCGUUGGUUUCGGUUCGGGUCUCCACGGAUGGGCCUUUACUCUUAAGCAAUUCGCUGAAAUGUACUCUGAGAAAUUCAAGAUUGACGUUGUGAAACUAAUGAACAGACUUUGGGGUGAAAACUUCUUCAACCCCAAAUCUAAGAAAUGGGCCAAACAGAAGGAAGCCGACAACAAACGCUCUUUCUGUAUGUACAUCUUAGACCCCAUCUAUAAGAUCUUUGACAGCAUCAUGAACUACAGAAAAGAAGAAUACGAAGCUCUGUUCCCCAAACUUGGCAUCCAGUUGAAACACGAAGACAAGGACAAAGACGGCAAACCUCUCCUCAAGGUUGUGAUGCGCACCUGGUUGCCUGCUGGUGAGGCCCUCCUCCAGAUGAUUGCCAUCCAUCUCCCAUCACCGGUAACCGCCCAGAAAUACAGAAUGGAAAUGUUAUAUGAAGGUCCCCACGAUGACGAAGCUGCCAUCGGUAUCAAGAAUUGUGACCCCAAUGCUCCUCUAAUGAUGUACGUUUCGAAAAUGGUGCCCACCUCUGACAAGGGACGUUUCUAUGCUUUCGGUCGCGUUUUCUCUGGUAAAGUCGCUACAGGAAUGAAGGCACGUAUCAUGGGACCCAACUACACUCCCGGCAAGAAGGAAGAUUUAUACGAAAAGGCCAUCCAACGUACUAUUCUUAUGAUGGGACGUUACGUCGAGGCCAUUGAAGAUGUGCCAUCAGGGAACAUCUGCGGAUUGGUCGGUGUUGAUCAAUUUUUGGUCAAAACUGGUACCAUCACGACCUUUAAAGAUGCUCACAAUUUGAGAGUUAUGAAGUUCAGUGUAUCGCCGGUCGUACGUGUCGCUGUCGAACCCAAGAAUCCAGCCGAUUUGCCCAAAUUGGUUGAAGGUCUCAAACGUCUUGCUAAAUCCGACCCUAUGGUCCAAUGUAUCAUUGAGGAAUCCGGCGAACACAUCAUUGCUGGAGCUGGCGAACUCCACUUGGAAAUUUGUCUUAAAGAUCUUGAAGAAGACCACGCUUGCAUUCCCAUCAAGAAGUCCGACCCUGUUGUAUCGUAUCGUGAAACCGUCGUUGAAGAAUCGAACCAAAUGUGCUUAUCUAAAUCACCAAACAAGCACAACCGUCUUUUCAUGAAGGCUGUACCAAUGCCUGAAGGUCUGGCUGAAGACAUCGACGAAGGAAAUGUCAACCCACGUGACGAUUUCAAAUCACGUGCCCGCUAUUUGGGAGAAAAGUACGAUUACGAUGUGACGGAAGCCAGGAAGAUCUGGUGCUUCGGUCCCGAUGGUACUGGUCCCAACAUCUUGGUCGAUUGUACGAAGGGUGUGCAAUAUUUGAACGAAAUUAAGGAUUCCGUAGUCGCCGGUUUCCAAUGGGCUACAAAAGAAGGUGUUUUGUCUGAGGAGAAUUUGAGAGGUGUAAGGUUUAACAUCUAUGAUGUCACUCUCCAUGCUGAUGCUAUUCAUCGUGGAGGUGGUCAGAUUAUUCCAACCACUCGUCGUUGCUUGUAUGCUUGUCUUUUGACGGCUGCGCCAAGGCUUAUGGAGCCAGUGUACCAGUGUGAGAUUCAGUGUCCUGAAGUCGCCGUCGGUGGUAUCUACGGUGUGUUGAACAGAAGACGUGGCCACGUCUUUGAAGAACAACAAGUCGCCGGUACUCCAAUGUUCGUGGUGAAAGCCUACUUGCCCGUAAAUGAAUCGUUCGGUUUCACCGCCGAUCUACGUUCCAACACUGGUGGUCAAGCUUUCCCACAAUGCGUGUUCGAUCAUUGGCAAAUUCUUCCCGGAGAUCCGCUUGAGCUCAGCUCGAGACCAUACACUGUUGUACAGGAAACGCGUAAAAGGAAAGGUCUCAAAGAAGGUCUACCCGAUCUUACACAAUACUUGGACAAAUUGUAAAGAGGUGGUUUUAGUUUUGUACAGAUUAUUUAAGAUUCAUCUUAAAUUAUACAAUAAAGCAAUUGAUAAUUAUAUUUUUUUUUAUAUACUGGCAGGGUGAAAAUACAUGAAAUCAGUUGUAACUAAACUUUGUUUUUUGCUUCCCAACGCAUUGGUUGUAUUUCAAUCUAUAUUAUGACAACUUAUUUCCAAGUAAAUUGUGUCCAAGAAUUA